This is a messenger RNA of Puntigrus tetrazona (Sumatra barb), 3449 nucleotides long. It is a transcript of the gene ero1a, whose product is annotated as endoplasmic reticulum oxidoreductase 1 alpha. The record is from RefSeq and is a predicted model, not a curated record. Gene Ontology annotation, biological process: protein folding in endoplasmic reticulum. Gene Ontology annotation, molecular function: thiol oxidase activity; FAD binding; protein-disulfide reductase activity. Gene Ontology annotation, cellular component: endoplasmic reticulum; endoplasmic reticulum membrane. The coding region runs from base 870 to 2333 and encodes 487 amino acids. The transcript has 16 exons. Lineage: Eukaryota; Metazoa; Chordata; Actinopteri; Cypriniformes; Cyprinidae.
UAGUGCCCAACACAUUUUUCAUCUCUCCUGUGUCACACACCCCCAUUUCACGCCUUGGAGUCUCUACUAAUGAGCUGAUGAUCUGAAUGAAGUGUGUUUGAUUAAAGAGACGUUGAAAACAUGCGGUGUUGGGGGCCUCCAGGAAUGCGGUCCAGAACCACUGAUUUAAGCAGACGCUUUUAUCCAAAGCGACUUACAAAUUUUGACAAUAGAAGCAAUCAAAGCCAACAGAGCAAUAAUAAUAUGUAGGUGCCAUGACAACUCUCGGUCAAAUAUACAUAAAAAAACCCCAUUAAAUUAUGAGAAAACGAACAGCUCUGAAAUUCUCAGUUAUAUAUAACUGAUACAGGUGUGCAUUGAAACAUGUUGCAGCAUUAUGCUUAAAAAAAGUAGUGAAGUUCUUCCUAUAUAAGAGAACAAAAGAUCAGGUAAAUAUGACCAGAUAUCACCUAAAAGAAAGCUGGAUUUAAGCAUACAUGCAUUUCACUACCAGAAACUAGAUAAGCUGGAGAGGAGACAGACUGGGCACCUCCGAAUACAGAAACUGGUCUUUAGCGACAUCUAGCGGUGAACCGCAUGUAGUGCAAUUUCCAUCCAAAAGAAGGAGUUCCCGGUUCAGUCUGACGACAUUAAAAGCUACAUUACAUUUCAGCCUGAGAAUUUAAUAUGACAGAAAAUCAAAGCUUAUCGCGUUGUGAACACGCGUUAGGCCCGGUCGUCCACUGCUGCGUGAGUCAGAUCUUAGCCGUAGAGGAGUCACGUCCCUCACGUAGCGGCUGAAUGAAUCGGAAGUGAUCUCUGAGUAAACGUGUCUUACAGCGACGCGCAGUUCAGAGUUGCGUACAAGUACUGUACAGAAACCGCAACGGAUGAGCAGCUGUGUGAAGACAAGAGAAGGCUUUCACCGAACAGACCCGUUUGCGCCGAGCUCGGUUAAUUGGCAAACGACGAUGAAAUGUUAUAUUCUGUUGGCGCUUUUGCUCACCGGCGUCCACGUGACUACGGCAGGAUCCGCUGCGCACAGGUGCUUCUGCCAGGUCACUGGGACUCUCGAUGAUUGUGCUUGUGAUGUUGAGACCAUCGACAGGUUCAACAACAAAGAAAUCUUUCCCAAACUCCAAAAACUACUAUCCUCUGAUUAUUUCCGGUUUUAUAAGGUCAAUCUGAACAACCCCUGCCCGUUCUGGACAGAGCACAGUCAGUGUGGACUCAAAUACUGUGCUGUGAAACCAUGCACACCGGGUGAAGUCCCGGAGGGCCUUAAAUCCAGCAGUUAUAAGUAUUCAGAAGCAGCCAGUCAGGAUACAGAGGAGUGCGAGAAGGCAGAGAAACUAGGAGCUGUCAAUGGUUCUCUAAGCGAUGAGACGCGCCAGGCUCUUCAGGAGUGGACGAAACACGACGACGAAUCGGACCGUUUCUGCAUGUUGGACGACGAGGACUCGCCUGAAUCGCAGUACGUCGACCUCCUGCUCAACCCCGAGCGCUUCACCGGCUAUAAAGGACCCGAGGCCUGGCGGAUCUGGAACAGCAUAUACGAGGAGAACUGCUUCAAACCUUAUUCAGUUAAGCGUCCAUUGAAUCCUUUGGCCUCGAGCAGCGGAGAUGAUGGGCAGGGCUUCUACCGCUGGCUAGAAGGCUUGUGUGUGGAGAAACGAGCGUUCUUUCGGCUGAUCUCAGGACUGCAUGCUAGUAUAAACGUACACCUGAGCGCCCGGUAUCUUCUAGAUGAAAACUGGUUCGAAAUGAAGUGGGGUCACAACGUGUCGGAGUUCCAGCUGAGGUUCGAUGAGGAGCUGACAGAAGGGGAGGGACCAAAGAGGCUACGCAACCUCUACUUCCUGUACCUCAUUGAGCUGCGUGCUCUGGCAAAAAUACUGCCUUAUUUCGAACGUCCCUCCUUCCACUUGUACACUGGCCAAAGCGCUCAAGACAACGAGAACAAGAACCUGCUUCUAGAGCUCCUCCAUGUGGCCAAAUCCUUUCCACUGCAUUUUGAUGAGACUGCUCUGUUUGCUGGAAAUAAGAAGGAAGCCAUGAAACUGAAAGAAGACUUCAAGCUGACCUUUAAAAACAUCUCGCACAUUAUGGACUGUGUCGAGUGUUUUAAAUGCAGGCUUUGGGGUAAAUUGCAGACUCAGGGCUUGGGAACCGCGUUGAAAAUCCUGUUCUCAGAAAGGCAAAUAGAAGCAAUGCCCAACACAAGCAACACCAAUCCAUCAUUUCAGCUCAGCCGGCAGGAAAUUGUCUCUUUGUUUAAUGCUUUCGGAAGGAUCUCCACAAGUGUCAGAGAGCUGGAGAACUUUCGGUCGCUGUUGUCUGAUCUCAAACAGUGACUGUAGUUAAGAAUCUGAUUCGAGGACGGAUUCGUUUUGGGUUGAGUUACUGUUUUCAGAAUGAUUUAUUCCAGUUGUUCCUAAAUACAGUUUAACAUCAUUAUUCUUAGGAAGUGAGCACCUUAGUCACAAAACUGCAAUGAUAGGGAUCAUUCUUGCACUCUUACAAAAAUGUAUUUCACGUUGAUAAUUUUUUAAAUAUAUAUUUAAGUAAAUAACGUAGCUUCUUGGGAAUUAAAUGGAGAUACACAAGUAUACUGCAAAUUGUUUACAAGAAAGACAUAAACCACUUGAUAUGUGUAUUUUUGAUAUAUAAAGCCAAGUUUUCAUUUCUUUAUAGGUGUAAUAUAUUAGUUAGGUUUUGCAAUAUGUGCCUCAGCACCUAUAUUUCUGAGCAUAUUGGCUGCAUUACAAAAAAACAAAUCGUGCUUAAUUGCAUCCACAAUAAAUGUUUAUGUGUGUACUCUUUAUUAUGCAUAUACAAUACACACACACACACACAGUAUAUUUUAAAUAUUUAAAUUAAAUUAAUAUAAUGCAUAAAAGUAUUUCUUAAAUGCAUGAAUGUGUGUAUUUAAACACACACACAUUAUGUACUCAAACUUUUCUUUCGGAUGCGACUAAUUGUUGCCCAGCACAAAUUUUCUUUAUGUAUUUCAUAUUUUGAAUGUACAUUUCGAGAAAAAGAUUUUUUUUUGUAUAUUUGCAAUUACUUUUAUUUUAAAUAAUGUCCUGAUUGCUUAUUUUUUCAUAAAGAUUCCAGAUUUCGUUUUGUAUCGAGUUGCACACAGGCUUUGGAUUUAUUUUGCAAUCAAUGUUAAAGUAUGUUUGGGACGUUUGUGUCAUUUUUGCAUUCACCUAAAUUCUGAAAAUUAUGUGAAUUAAUAGUAUGCACUGAUAGCAAUCAAAACAUUGAAUCUUCGAGGGAAAAGAUUCACAGGCCCUUUUGUCCUGAUUUAAGCUGCUCCACGAGAUCCAACCACUACAAAUUCAAUUGCGGCCAGCAGUUCAGCCAAGAAACGAAAACACAGUUAGACGUGUUAGACAGUCAUCAAGAGAAAUGAACACUGGUAUGUUGAAGCAAGAAUUGUUGAUACUGGAGUUAAAAAAAAAAAA